Molecule: messenger RNA, 819 nt
Organism: Aureobasidium uvarum
Lineage: Eukaryota; Fungi; Ascomycota; Dothideomycetes; Dothideales; Saccotheciaceae
Source: the annotation of a GenBank genome assembly
AUGCCGUUCAUCACAGUCCAAGGUGCAAACUUGCAUUACGAAACCUUUGGCACUGGACCGCCUCUCCUCCUCAUCACUGGUGCCGGUGGCAAUGGCUCAGCCUGGCAUUCGGCUGCCAAAUUCCUCUCUGUUCACUACACCACAAUUUGCUACGACCGCCGCAAUCACUCAGCCAGCACCAUCACCGGACCCCAAGACUACGACCACCGUCUAGACACGGAUGCCGAAGAUGCCGCCCACCUCAUCAGACACCUGAGUCCCUCUGGCACAGCAACUGUAGUAGGGAACUCUUCUGGUGCCAUUGUAGCCCUGAGACUAUUGCUCAAUCACCCUGACAGCGUGGACAAGCUUGUAGCCCACGAACCCCCUGCUUUUGGCGCUUUGCCCGCCGAGUUUAGAGCCAUGGGGGAAGCAGCAGUCAACCAUGUCUACGCACGAUACAGAGAAUCCGGUCCCAUUGCCGCAAUGGAAGAGUUUACCGCCAGUCUCGGUGCAGGGAGUGAGGCUGCGCUCAUGCGUAAAGUCAUGCAUCCAGCAACCUCUCAGGAGAUGCGUGCAAACUGCCUUUUCUGGUUUGAGUUUGAGCUUCGACAAUAUCCCUCUUCGGAUGUUGAUGUCGCUGGUCUGGUCAAACUCGGGGAAAAACUUGUCCCUGCUGCUGGAGUUGAGUCGGGGGAUGGUGUUGGUGUUGCACCUAUUAGUGCUAUUGCGGCGGCUACACAGAGGGAGGUCCUGAGGCUUCCGGGUGGUCAUGUGGGCUUUGCGUCACAGCCUGAGGCCUGGGUCGAUGUGCUGGUCGAGGGUAUCAAGACAUACUGA